GACGUGCCGUCAGCGCCUGGGAGCUGCUCACAUCAACAAGAGGAUAAAGCAUUUCUCUCCACAGCAUCUCGUCUGUAUAAAUACCUCUACUGCUCGCUACUACCUACCAGAAUGAAUGUGGGUGUGGCACACAGUGAGGUGAACCCAAACACUCGGGUGAUGAACAGUCGAGGGAUCUGGCUGACCUAUGCGCUUGGUGUUGGAAUACUUCACAUUGUGCUCUUAAGCAUACCCUUCUUCAGUGUGCCAGUGGUGUGGACUCUAACUAAUGUCAUUCACAACUUUGGAAUGUAUGUCUUUAUGCAUGCAGUGAAAGGCACACCUUUUGAGACCCCUGACCAAGGAAAAGCCAGACUUCUUACACAUUGGGAACAGCUUGACUACGGUGUGCAGUUCACUUCAUCUAGAAAGUUCUUCACCAUCUCCCCAAUCAUCCUAUACUUCCUGGCAAGUUUUUACACAAAGUAUGACACAACACACUUCAUCAUAAACACUGCCUCACUUUUGAGCGUCCUGAUUCCCAAGCUGCCACAACUACACGGAGUGAGAAUUUUUGGCAUCAACAAGUAUUAAAGAUAUUGUAAAUGCUGUGCUUCAUACCAACCGAAGUUGAUUCCUAAGUAGUCUGUACCGCCAAUGUGUGUACUAAGUCAUACAGUUUGUGUAAACGUCACUGUUACCGUUAGAUUUAUCAGGUUGAAGAUGAAAUGUUUAAAAAAAAACAAAAGUAUGUUUGUAGAUGACAGGAUGCCAUACAUUACUAACUUAUGUGAAUAUUUAAUGGUUUAUUUUUUGCCUGCAUAGACCUGGGCUGGCCCAGGCAUCAGUGAGGCUUUUUUUGGUUUGUUUUUUGUUUUUUGUUUUUCUUUACCCUCAAUUUACAUUGUGUGAGUAUGAGUCUGUUUGUAGCCACAAAGAUGUCCCAAAUGUAUUUUUCAAAGAUGUUUACUUCCUAAGGGUAGGAGCCUGUGGCUCGUUUAUUGGUACACUCUCAUUUUGUAAUGGGCGUCAACUUUGUUCAUGCUGAGUGAAGAAUAGAACCCUACUCUUUAUUUGCAUGAUUUCCUUGGUAUGUGAAUCAUUUCUCACUUGUAACUCAAUCAAAACAGGGCAAUUUUUUUCAUUGUACAGUUUUUUGUGAAUGCUAUGUCCUGUGUAUUAAAAUAGAAGUCCUGUAUGUAGAAAUGAGACAAACUGUUAUUGUCAGGUUAAGUGUUUAGUGAGAGAGGUCUAAAGUCUCUUUGUGAUAAAAUUACACUUAUGUAGCUGCUCUCUAGAGAUUAUGACUUUUUGCUAUCAUCAAGGCAGCUAGUUCUGCUUUGUUUGGCCAUAGCUCAUAGUACUCAUAUUUCUUGUUCUUAAUCUUAUUAAAAUCUUUGUGCCCGCCAAAUCUUCCAUCUCUCAUUUUGCAUUGCAUGGUUUCCAAUGAUAGAAUUUCUGGAAUGUAAUGAGACUUG
Xiphias gladius (swordfish) is the source of this 1457-nucleotide messenger RNA. RefSeq names its product ORMDL sphingolipid biosynthesis regulator 1 (gene ormdl1). The coding region runs from base 112 to 573 and encodes 153 amino acids. Gene Ontology annotation, biological process: intracellular sphingolipid homeostasis; negative regulation of ceramide biosynthetic process; ceramide metabolic process. The transcript is spliced from 4 exons. Lineage: Eukaryota; Metazoa; Chordata; Actinopteri; Istiophoriformes; Xiphiidae. Gene Ontology annotation, cellular component: endoplasmic reticulum membrane. The record is from RefSeq and is a predicted model, not a curated record.